This is a messenger RNA of Spodoptera litura, 4726 nucleotides long. RefSeq names its product coronin (gene pod1). Gene Ontology annotation, molecular function: protein binding. NCBI's taxonomy places the organism in Eukaryota, Metazoa, Arthropoda, Insecta, Lepidoptera, Noctuidae. The record is from RefSeq and is a predicted model, not a curated record.
CUCUAAUGUCGCUUUUGAAAUGGCCGACGUUUAGGGGGAGUGUCUAGCGGAAAUCGAAUUUCUGAGUAAUUUUUACCAGAUAAGACUAGUACACCUCAUACAUUCCAAAUUUAAAGACUGAGAAACUUUUUUUAAAAAGUGGAUAAUCAUGGCUUGGCGUUUCAAAGCCUCUAAGUAUAAAAAUGCGGCACCGAUUGUGCCUAAGCCAGAGGCAUGUAUUCGGGACAUUUGUGUUGGAUCAUAUCAAACUUAUGGGAACAACAUUUGUGCAUCUGCUGCCUUCAUGGCUUUCAACUGGGAGCAUGUUGGGUCGAGCAUGGCUGUCCUGCCCCUGGAUGACUGUGGGAGGAAGAGCAAGACGAUGCCUCUACUGCACGCACAUUCUGACACCAUAACUGACAUGGAGUUUUCACCCUUCCAUGAUGGCUUGCUGCUCACAGGUUCACAGGAUUCCUUGGUAAAAAUAUGGCACAUUCCACCAGAAGGUUUGAAGGAGUCUCUGUCGACUCCGGAGUGUACGUUGUCUCAGAAACAGCGUCGCGUUGAAAAUGUUGGCUUCCACCCGGUGGCUGAUGGUCUGAUACACGUCGCUUCGGGCCAUGAACUCGCUCUUUGGGAUCUUACUAAGCAGAAAGAGGCUUUUGUGAACAGAGAUCACGGUGAGGUUAUACAGUCUACCUCGUGGAAGAAGGAUGGCAAGCUGUUGGCGACUUCUUGCAAGGACAAGAAGGUCCGCAUCAUAGAUCCGAGGGCGGCCGCCGCUGUAGUGGACGUUGCUAACAGCCACCAGAACAUUAAAGACAGCAGGAUUGUGUGGCUUGGAGAUCAGGAUAGAAUACUGACUACUGGUUUCGAUUCAGCCCGUCUUCGUCAGAUAAUGAUCCGUGAUAUCCGCAACUUAUCACAAACGCAGAAGACAUUGGAGCUGGACUGUUCCACUGGGAUCCUGAUGCCACUCUUCGAUCCUGACACCAACAUGUUGUUCCUGGCUGGGAAGGGAGAUACUACGAUCUUGUACAUGGAGUUUACGGACAGGGAACCUUACCUCAUUGAAGGAUUGAGACAUUCCGGUGAACAAACCAAGGGUGCUUGCUUAGUACCAAAGCGAGCUCUUCGCGUGAUGGAAGGCGAAGUGAACAGAGUUCUACAACUGGCUGGGUCAUCAGUCGUGCCUAUUAUGUAUCAAGUGCCGAGAAAGAGUUACCGCGACUACCACGCAGAUUUGUACCCGGAUACGGCUGGGUCAGUGACGUACCUCAGUGCUCCGAUGUGGCUCGAUAACCAAGACCACCCAGUACCUAACAUUUCUUUACACCCAGACGCCAAUAAUGGCACACAGAUUCACCGCGGGAACUUAGAAGAGAUGGUUAAGGCCAUAUUGGCAAUGCCUCCACCGAAAAAGACCGAUUCCAAGAAGACGGCGCCGGCACCAGUUCAGAUCGAAGAACCUGUGAAAACGGUAACAAAACCACUACCAGAACCAAAAGAUGAAGACCGAAUUGACUUCGUCAACGUAAAAGACCUUAUUAAGGGCAUGGAAAGACAAAAAUCUAACAAAGUAGACUAUCAGAAAGAAACAAAUGGCUUCCACAAAAAGAUUACAGAUAAUGGUCACGAUAAUUGCCAAGAGAAGAAGAUUGAUUCUGAACCAGAAAAGACCGAACCAGACGUUAUUCCGCAAAAGACUGAGAAGACCGAGGAGAACGAUGAAAAGACCGAAAAGACCAUUGAGAAAACUGAUAGUACGGAGUCAACCGAGUCUUCUCUAUCGAGGAGCAACAGUUUAAUUAAUGGAGUGCCCGUUCAGGUUCCAAAACCGAUGCCAAGAUCCUCAAUUUCGGAGCCAGGGUCCAUGGAAGAGCAUUCGGAGGUCCCUAAACCAAAACCCAGGACCACAACAGUACCUGGGUCUGGCUACAAGGUACAUGAGCCUCGUCUUGGGCCGAAGCCGUUCUCAGCGGCUACUGGCAACGAAGAUUUCUCAUUUGAUAAAGUCUUCUCAGUGCCAGCUGUGCCUGGACUCACGAAAUCUGACUCUGCAUCGUCGCCAGUAUCUGGCCAGGCGACUACCCCGACCGCUACAUCGACGCCCACCGCCAAAGACGGCAGCGAAGAGAAAGACAAGUCGUUGUCGCCGACUAGUGAUGUGGAAAUUGCGCCUAAUAAAGAAGAGUACACGAAUGGCAAGUCGGACACAAGUUUAGAAGAAGAGGUGAAUUCUUCUGACUCCGGCUACCGUCCGAAGACGCCGAGCACAGCGGAACGAAGGAAAAUGUUUGAAAAUACCGACGGUGCCCAGUCAAUAGCUGACCGUCGUCGUGCGUACGAGUCGAGGUCAGUGAGUGUCGCCGUGGAGUCCGAUACACCGCCCUCGCCCGCUCCCCUGAGACGUCGAGAUUCGCUGAAAUCCCGUAAAAGUCCAGACCGUGAAGACAAGAGGGCUUCAGUGCCUAACGUCACUACAAAGAGGACUUCCACUGUGUUUGGUAAAGUAUCGAAAUUCCGUCACUUGAAAGGAACUCCCGGCCACAAGUCGACUCAGUUGGAGAACAUCAAGAACAUUAGCAGACAGAUAUCUGGAGAAUGCAACGGUUUCUAUGCCAACGGGUACCGCUGCGCCGUGCCGCUGGGCGGCGGCGGCGGCCGCGUGGGCGUGCUGGAGCUGCCGGGCGGCGCCAAGGCGCGCGGGCCCGCGCCCGCCCCGCGCGUGCCCGCCCUGCUGCAUCCCGCGCCGCUGCAGGACUGGGCCUGGGACCCCUUCUGUCCCACCAGGCUACUCGUAGCUUGUGACGACGGCCUGGUCCGCGAGUGGAUCAUACCCGAAGAUGGACUACAAGAAUCAACGAACGAGCCAGCUCGUACAUUCUCGGCUCACCCGGACAAGAUCUACAUAAUACGGUUCCACCCGACCGCGUCAGACUUACUGACCACCGCAGCUCAUGACUUGAGUGUCAAGAUCUGGGAUUUGAACCCGGAGACUCCGGUAGCAGCCAUUAUAUUAACUGGCCACACUGAUCAGAUAUUCGCAUUAGACUGGUCACCCUGUGGGGAAUAUUUAGCUACUGUCUGCAAAGAUGGACUUAUAAGGGUAUACAAGCCCCGCUCGUCGCCGGAGCCCAUAGCGAGCGGGCCGGGCCCGGCCGGCAGCCGCGGGGCGCGCGUCGUCUGGGCACUCAACGGGACACAUCUCGUCGUCACCGGGUUUGACAAAGUGUCAGAGCGCCAGAUCCUGCUAUACAAGGCCAGCGACCUGUCCGCGCCCGUAUGCACGGUGGGGCUGGACGUGUCCCCCGCCAUACUGCAGAUACACAUCGACCACGACUCCGGCACUCUGUUCCUCACUGGACGGGGUGACUCUACGAUCUACUGCUACGAGGUGACGAGCGAGGCUCCCCAUCUAUGCGCGCUGUCCCACCAUCGCUCGCCCACUCUGCACCAAGGGAUCGCCUUCUUGCAGAAGAAUCUAGUCGCUGUUGAAAAGGUGGAGUUUGCAAGAGCAUUACGACUGACUAAUGGAACAGUUGAGCCGCUAUCUUUCACUGUGCCCAGAAUAAAGAGCGAGUUGUUCCAAGACGACCUGUUCCCGCCGACGCUGGUGACGUGGGCGGCGUGGCAGGGCGCGGCGGGCUGGCUGGCCGGGGACACCGUCCCGCCGCGCCUCGUCAGUCUGCAGCCGCCCGGGAUGGAGCCGCUAUCGGCGCAUACCGCGGCGUCCCCAGUAUCCCGCGAGGCCCGCGACCGGCCGGCGGCGGCCGCCAAGCCCAAGCCGGACCUCAUCAAGUCACAUGUACCGCAGGAUACCAAGGCUAAGGAGGACAGCAUAAUGAAAUCCAUUAGCGCCAAAGUACAGAUGAAUUUGAAAUUGGAGCAAGACAGUAUGGAAGGCGUAGACGAAUCCGAAUGGGAUCAGUGAAAGGUAACCCGACUAAAUCAAGUGCAAUUGAACAACUCUAGCUUGUAGUGUUAUUUAGAGGCUCCCGUUAUCGGUCGCGUUAUAUGUACAUCGACUGAUCGCCCGUAGACUGAUAUUGGCGGUACGAAUAUAGGUAUUUGCUUGAAAAUUGAAUGUGUUCUGAUUUGAGAGAUAUUACUUUCAAAUAUAUUCAUAAUUUUAUAACAAACACACAGUUAGAUAUUGGAGUCAUAUGUAUAGAUGUUAAAAGUAGAAUGGGCGAUAUAACGACUUGUCAAAAUAGGAGUACAAGGAACCAAACAGCAAGUAUUUACCGAAAAAUAGUAAAAUUUAAGUUAUCUAAUAUUUGAAGUCGCAUCCAAAGAUAUAGACCGGCGUAGAAGAAUGGACUUCUUCAUUUCGAUUAUAAUAUGAAUUUAUUGUUCAAAGUUAUAUCUAUCUCUAUGCGUACCGCCAAAUCUAAAACAUAAAAUAGCACCCCUCGCAAACAAAAUUUAACUUUUUAUACCUAACAAUGAACUUGGGAUUUCAAAAUAUUUUAUAGAAAUUUUUCCAGUGGAUCCCAUUUUUUACAUUUUAAUCUUAGAUAUCAAAUAGUCGUGGUAAUGUAGAGCCCUAGUGUUAUACGUCGGCGCAUAAGUCCAAUAAUAUGUACUGAUUAUAGUUUUAAGUCCACCGUCAAAAUAUACACUGCGAUUUGAAAAUGGGAGUCUUCGAAAAUAAAAGGAUAGAAAUUUUACAGAGGCCUUAGUACGAGUUAGAUUUACGUUUAAAGUAUUCGAAACGUACGUAAAGUACGCGUUCGGUGCUCUG